AUCUAGGAUCACUUGAGCCUACCCCAAGAUGUCUCAACUCCUCAGUAACAUCAAUGGCAUCAUUAGUGCUUUCGACAAGUACGCAAAGCAGGACGGGGACUGUGCGACCCUCAGCAAGGGGGAGUUGAAGCAGCUGAUCCAGAAGGAGUUUGUCGAUGUGAUUGUGAACCCGUACGACCCCGAGACGAUUGAGACAAUGCUUCAGCUGCUCGACACCGACAGCGACGGCAAGGUGGACUUUGAGGAGUUCACCGUCCUGGUGUUCAAAGUGGCCAAGGCCUGCUACAAGAAAGUGAGCGACUGCCGGGCACCGGCAGAAGGGCAUUCUGGGAAAACAGGAAGUGGCACAACACAGCAGGAUUGGUUGAGGAAACAAGCCGUCAAUGUCCACAUGAGCCCCUCACGCCAGACGAAGAGCCAAGUCAAGAGCAGACCAAUCAACAAUGUACCUAUCUGGUGGAGCAAACUCUGA
Elgaria multicarinata webbii is the source of this 472-nucleotide messenger RNA. RefSeq names its product cornulin-like. Gene Ontology annotation, molecular function: transition metal ion binding; calcium ion binding; calcium-dependent protein binding. Bases 29 to 472 code for a protein of 147 amino acids. NCBI's taxonomy places the organism in Eukaryota, Metazoa, Chordata, Lepidosauria, Squamata, Anguidae. The record is from RefSeq and is a predicted model, not a curated record. Gene Ontology annotation, cellular component: cytoplasm. Gene Ontology annotation, biological process: regulation of phosphatidylinositol 3-kinase/protein kinase B signal transduction; cellular response to cytokine stimulus; positive regulation of cell cycle G1/S phase transition. The transcript has 3 exons.